Molecule: messenger RNA, 1051 nt
Organism: Phragmites australis (common reed)
Lineage: Eukaryota; Viridiplantae; Streptophyta; Magnoliopsida; Poales; Poaceae
Product: ADP-ribosylation factor 3
Exons: 8
Coding region: 193-741 (182 amino acids)
Biological process (GO): vesicle-mediated transport; intracellular protein transport
Cellular component (GO): cytoplasm; Golgi apparatus
Molecular function (GO): GTPase activity; GTP binding
Source: RefSeq, a predicted model, not a curated record
UUGAUUCUCCCCUAAUCCCUACCGAACGAAACCAGCCAUCGCCUUCCCCCCUGCUGGAGUCGUCUUCGUCUUCGGUAUUCCCCAGCAGAUCUCCCCGCCUUCCUCCCUCCCCCGAUCAGAUCUCUACCUGUCCCCGAGCUCCGAGCCCUGAAUCCCUAGCGCCGCCGCAAGGUCGGGCCGCGCCGCACAGCCAUGGGCAUCGUGUUCACGCGGCUCUUCUCGUCGGUCUUUGGCAACCGCGAGGCCCGCAUCCUCGUCCUCGGCCUCGACAAUGCUGGCAAGACCACCAUACUCUAUCGGCUGCAGAUGGGUGAGGUCGUCUCCACGAUCCCAACGAUCGGGUUCAACGUUGAGACGGUGCAGUACAACAACAUCAAGUUCCAAGUCUGGGAUCUCGGAGGUCAAACAAGCAUCAGGCCAUACUGGAGGUGCUACUUUCCAAACACCCAAGCUAUCAUAUAUGUUGUUGAUUCAAGCGAUACAGAUAGACUUGUAACGGCAAAAGAAGAAUUCCAUGCCAUCCUUGAGGAGGAUGAGCUAAAAGGUGCAGUCGUCCUUGUAUAUGCAAAUAAACAGGAUCUUCCAGGUGCACUCGAUGAUGCUGCCAUAACAGAGUCAUUAGAACUCCACAAGAUCAAGAGCCGCCAAUGGGCCAUUUUUAAAACAUCUGCCAUAAAAGGAGAGGGACUUUUUGAAGGUUUGGACUGGCUCAGUAACGCACUUAAAUCUGGAAGCAGCUAAUGUAGGAGCCUCCAUGCCAUGAAUCUUUGCUGGAUGGUAAAGAACAGAGCCCGUGCUAUCCAUUCCCUCGCAAGUCAGCGCGGCAAUCUCAUUCUCUUUGUUUUAACUCCAGAAGUUUUACACCAUCAAUUAUCUGUAAAGUGCUUGCUAAAGUUUUCGGUUACAACAUUAGAUGUACCUUCGAAUUGAUAUCAAGAAUAGGUCUGUAGAAAAUGAUGAGCAAACUUUCGGGACUCGACAUACGUGUCUUUCCCAGUAAAUCCCAUGGAUUGUGACAUUAUUUCCAAUGAUUAGACGCCCCACAUUUCUA